Messenger RNA from Cucumis melo (muskmelon), 549 nucleotides. RefSeq names its product 60S ribosomal protein L29-1-like. Gene Ontology annotation, molecular function: structural constituent of ribosome. The coding region runs from base 191 to 376 and encodes 61 amino acids. Lineage: Eukaryota; Viridiplantae; Streptophyta; Magnoliopsida; Cucurbitales; Cucurbitaceae. The transcript is spliced from 2 exons. Gene Ontology annotation, cellular component: ribosome; cytosolic large ribosomal subunit. The record is from RefSeq and is a predicted model, not a curated record. Gene Ontology annotation, biological process: cytoplasmic translation.
CUACAUUAUCUUUAGAAGGAAUUAUGGGCCCAAAGUCCAAGCCCACUGUAGAAUUUGUAGGCAACCCAAAUUCAGCCCAUGGUAACAUUAAAUUAGGUCCUCGCAAACCCUAGCUUCAAAUCCUUCGUCUUCCUAUCGAUUACGACAGAGAUCGGAUUUCACUCUCUCCUCUGUGCUUUUCCGUUCAGAGAUGGCGAAGUCGAAGAAUCACACAGCUCACAAUCAAUCCUACAAAGCCCAUAAGAACGGUAUCAAGAAACCAAGGAAGCACCGCCACACUUCCACCAAAGGGAUGGAUCCGAAAUUCCUUAGGAACCAGAGGUACGCGAAGAAACACAAUAACAAGAGUGGGGAAAAUGCUUCUGGGGAAGAGUAAAGUAGAACUCUAUGUAGCCGACAUGUUUAGGGUUUUUAUGAUAUGAGAUUGUCUUGUAUGGAAUCUUUUGGUAUCGCACUUGUUUUUGUUUAGUAGCCUUGCUAUUUUUGACUCAAUGUGGAAACUGUUUCUUCUGAGAUCUGAUUUACAUCAAUAUAUUAUCUGAUUUCCCA